This is a messenger RNA of Striga asiatica, 441 nucleotides long. The record is from the annotation of a GenBank genome assembly. NCBI's taxonomy places the organism in Eukaryota, Viridiplantae, Streptophyta, Magnoliopsida, Lamiales, Orobanchaceae.
AUGAUGGAAAAGGGAGACCCAUAUAUUCCUGAUUGUAAAUUUGGUGCCGAUAAGUUUGGCAUUGCACUUCCAGUGCCAUCCAAUGCUAUUAACUCCUUCAGGCUUCUAUGUGAAAGCUCUGCAACCCAGGUUCAAGUGUUUUUGACCAUCUUUCUUGACAGUGACAUGAAUGAUCCAAAUGUGUGGAAUGCUAUUGUAAGCAUCCGGGCGAUGCAGGACAUCCUGCAACCAAAAAGGACCUACGAGAACCUGUCUGGAGAUAUCUAUGAUGUUGCAUCCGAGAGUGGAGAAGCCAAGCCAGUUAUUGCAUUAAUGGAUAUUGUUCAAAAGCUCAAAUUUAUGGCGAGCCCGAGUUGUGCGGAGAUCGGGCCCGAGACAACCCCCUGCCCGCCUCGUGUAUCAACACAAAAUGCAUCGGAUGCCUCUGUCCAAACUGACUAA